UGAGGAGAAAGUGAAUAGAAACAAAAGCAUGAGGCCAUGAGCCAUGAGGCUCCGGACAAGUGGGUCUAUUCACAAAAAAAGGAAUCCAAACGCAUUCAUUACACAUCUUGUCGUCUUCAAAAACCGUCACGAACGGGUGCGAUACAGAUCCUCUGCUUUGCUUUGCCUCCCCCUAACCCUCACUUUUACUCUACCAUCCCUCCGUUAUCUUUGCCCUCGCGCCCUCCUCAUCGUACUUUCUCUCAGUUUCUUCGAUCAGGCGCUCCCUUCAAUCCUUCCUCUUCCUUUAAAUUUCAAACCCCACCAGAACAACGCACCUCGAGAUUUCUUCUUGCUCGUUGCAAAACAGUAGGCGGCGAACAGAGCCCGCUUGUAAUUUAGGCUUAGCCGCUCAGGGAUGAAGAGGCUCCUUCCCGGUGAUGGCACACCGGCUGCUGGCGAUGAGAGGAAGAUGAAGAAGGCUAAGCUGACGGAGAGCGACGAGGAACCCGACGAUCGAACAGCGGAAAACUCCGGCGGGUUUGUUUAUCUGGAUGAGAAUCUUCUGUUCGAGGUGCUGAAGCACGUGGACGCGAAGACGCUGGCGAUGGCGGGAUGCGUGAGCAAGCAGUGGCAUAGGACGGCGCAGGACGAGCGAUUGUGGGAGUUGAUCUGCUCCAAGCAGUGGGCAAACACCGGCUGUAGCGAGCAGCAGCUGCGUACGGUGGUCCUUGCACUCGGCGGAUUCCGUCGUCUUCACGCGCUUUACCUGGGGCCUCUAUCCAAGCCGCAGGCGUGUUCGGCCUCGUCAUCUUCGUCGUCGGCUUGGGCUGCGGUCCCGAAGAAGAUUCCAUCGAAGCCACCGUCUCGGCUGGGCAAAGACGAGGUUCAUCUUUCCUUGUGUCUGAUGUCGAUCAGUUGCUACGAGAAGAUGAAUUUCAAUAAGAGGAACAGAUGAUUUUUACGAUUUAAAUUAUGUAGCCAAUUCUGAUUCGGCCUCUGUAAUCUGCUGAUGGCCUUGGGGUUGAAUGUGUUUUGUACGGUUGGGAUUUCUGGAUUAGAGUGACCAGAUCUGCAGUAUUAACACGGAUUCGAGUUCGUUGAGAAGGAAUCUGGUUAAUGGAAGAAUUAUAUUAUAUUAUAAUGUAAAAAUUCCAGUAAUGGGAUUUUGUGUUGUGAAA
This is a messenger RNA of Prosopis cineraria, 1160 nucleotides long. Its product is annotated as F-box protein GID2-like. Gene Ontology annotation, biological process: regulation of gibberellic acid mediated signaling pathway. The record is from RefSeq and is a predicted model, not a curated record. Gene Ontology annotation, cellular component: SCF ubiquitin ligase complex. The coding region runs from base 398 to 937 and encodes 179 amino acids. The transcript has a single exon. Lineage: Eukaryota; Viridiplantae; Streptophyta; Magnoliopsida; Fabales; Fabaceae. Gene Ontology annotation, molecular function: protein binding.